This is a messenger RNA of Scatophagus argus, 3836 nucleotides long. RefSeq names its product ubiquitin associated protein 1 (gene ubap1). Lineage: Eukaryota; Metazoa; Chordata; Actinopteri; Scatophagidae. Bases 258 to 1649 code for a protein of 463 amino acids. Gene Ontology annotation, biological process: ubiquitin-dependent protein catabolic process via the multivesicular body sorting pathway. Gene Ontology annotation, molecular function: ubiquitin binding. The record is from RefSeq and is a predicted model, not a curated record. The transcript is spliced from 8 exons. Gene Ontology annotation, cellular component: ESCRT I complex.
GUGAGUGACGUCAGACAGGAACCAGUGGAAGCGAGCUUGACAAAUCAAGAUGGCGUCCCACGCUGAAGCAGGAAAGAGAUGUCAUAAAUAAAUUUAAUUCGGAGAAGAGUUCAGAUUUGAGUGCCACCUCGACAAGACGUCGUUUUGAUUUUGAAAGAACAAGACGGAGCAGAUACAGUGGACACACAGCAACCUGGUCAUCCUGUCACAGUCAUGUGAAUCCAAGACGAAUAUCCUCUUGCCUUUGAAGUCUCUAAAUGGCUGCGAGGAAGUCUGGAUCAGAUGCAUACAACAAUGGAUCCAUCAGCUACCUUGAUGAUGUUCCCUUCAAGAUUAAUGAAAAAUUCCGCUGCCCAGCCAAAGUGGGGCUGCCUGUUGGUUUUUGUCCACCAGACUGUGGCUCUUUGCUGGUGGACACACAGUAUGACUUUUCUUUGGAGAGGCGCAGUGUGCGAUGGGGGGUUGAACUUGCUGAGGCUAGAGCAGCAGAGGCCAGAGCUCAAGAGGCAGCAGCUAAGCAGGAGGCAGACAGCAAGGAGUGUUUGGCACAGGCCCAGGACAUUGAUGGUACUGGAGGGAAGAAACCAGGGUCUGCUGCAGAGGACCAGGACCUUCCACCACCAGCGCUGAACCCUGUUCUGGCAGGGCUGAGCCAUGACGCCAUUCUCACUCCACUACCUGCCCCAAGCCUUGGCCCCAGGAAAACCCAACCUAGCACUCCUCAGCUGCAUAACCUCAAUUUAGCUGACUUUGAGCGGGAAGAGGACCCCUUUGACAAGUUGGAGCUCAAAACUUUGGACGAUAAGGAAGAGCUCAGGAACAUCCUUCAGAGCCAGUCCCAACCUCUAGCUCCUCCUUCUGUAUCCCCACCAGAGGUCUCACAGACAAAGUCGGCGUCACGUGGAAACAGCCCGUCCCCUCCCAGCACCAACACCAGCGUCAUAGCCAAACCUGGCUUUACCCAUAAACCCAAUGGGUUGGUUGCCUUGCUGGACAUGGACAAAGUUGGGCAUCCUGGGAGAGCGGGGUUUGACACAGAUGAACGACCCUGUAACAUCCGCUCUCUCACUUUUCCUAAACUGUCUGACUCUGGUGACCCAGAGCCAGUAAAGUACAGCCUACUCCCUACUCCAAUCCCUGCUCCUCGUCAUAACCUACCCAAUGGCAGCCCGCCGGUCCUACCUAAGACCCAAGUUAUUGUUGCCCCUGAGCCACCCAGUCACACCAAGAGUGGUGCACCAAAAAUAGCCAACCCAGGGUCUGGAACUGCUGGUCUGCCGUGUGGCGGAGCCCUGCUCAGCAUGACCCCAAGUGAGCGUCAGUGUGUGGAAACCCUUGUGGGCAUGGGCUACUCAUAUGAGGGUGUCCUACGGGCCAUGCAGAGACAAGGGCAGAACGUGGAGCAGGUACUGGACUAUCUGUUUGUCCAUGGACGUCUGUGUGAGCGGGGCUUCGAUGCAGGUGCAGUGGAGGAAUGUUUAGAGAUGUACCAGUGCUCAGAGGAAAAGGCAUUGCAGUUCCUUCAGCUAAUGUCAAGGUUUGGUGAAAUGGGAUUUGAGCGGGACGCCAUCAAAGAGGUGCUACUGGUCCACAACAAUGACCAGGACAAGGCUCUAGAGGACCUGAUGGCACGGGCUGCAGCUAGCUGAGCCAAGCUAACCAGCCGACCAAAACCCUGCCCAGGGCUUGCCUCCUGCUACUACCCAACACAGCCCUUUUCCUUCUGCCUGCCCUAUCACACCAUGCCCUGCCCUUGCCUUGGUUGUGGAAGGGACAGCUGGGAGACAGUUGUAUUUCUCUCUGUGCUAAAAAGUAUUGUGUCUCAGCACUUCUUAAAGACUGUGUGCCUCGAGUGGAGGUGGUCAAAGUGUAACCAUACUUCAUGGUGGUGUUUUUUUCUAAGAAAUCCUGGGAUGAGUUUCCAGGAUUUGGUACUGCUAGGGUAUUUAAGAAUGGGAAGGAAGUUUGAGCCUGAAAGAGUAACUGGAAGAAUUGAACUGAAGGCAUUUUCAUGCUGUUCUGAUUUGUUUCCACUAGGAAGUGUUUAUGUGACUGCUGGCAAAGCUGUGGGACCGAAUGGGGAUGACAGGCUCUGAGCGCAUUACAGAAAGACCACUUUGAACUCUUGGAACUCCCAAACAACUAAGCUGCCAUCUUCCACUGCUCAGUGCAGACCCAGUAAAAGGUGGAGGGGAUCAGGGGGCUUGGGGAGAUUCUCUUCAAACUGAACCAACUAACAUUAAAAGUUAAAAAAAAAAAAAAGAUUAAAAAAACAAAACGAAACAAAGGCCUUUGUCGCCAGACAGAUAACAGACUCUCAAGAAGUGCCCUCUCUGCUCUGGUGCCCUGCACCUAGUUCUGUUCUGCUUUAUUCUUUCAUGCAUUAAUGUCUGUCUGUUCAUUUGGGCACUUUUUCAUGUCAGUUUGAAGAUCCCAUUUCUUUUUUUUAGGAACUGCACAAUAGAUCUUUUGUCAUUAUAACUCAGAACAUAAGAGAUACUACUGCGCAGUACACUCUUUGACCUGCACUGGAACAGCUUCUUGAAGGAGUGGGAGUAAAUGCGGAAAGUCUCUCUACCAGAAAAACCCACUGGCACUGAUGUGUCACAUACUGCACAGGCACACAUUUCAUAAUUAUCAGCUUAUUUUACAUAGUACACUGACACUUUCAUUUAAAAAUAAAGAGUUUGAUAUGAUAAUGUAAAAUAUGUUAACUCACAAAAGCAAUGCUUUUAACUGUCAUGGGCUUUCUUUAUGCAGACUGGAAAAGAGUGAGAGAUUGAAAAACAAGUAAGUGAGGGUUGUUUUUGCAGCCGCAUCACAGUGCAAUAGAGACAUUUCCUUUAAUUUAACUGUUGACUGGCACUUUGAGCCUCAAGUAAUUGUUGGGAGUUGAGGAAAGAUCUUCAAGCCUUGCUGGAAAUUGGGUUGUAAAGGUUUGAUUACAGUGAUGUCUGUCAUUUAUUCUCUGUUAUUGGAUAUUUCAUAUCACAAAAUCUAAUCAAACAUGAUCUUGGUUUGUUGACUUGUUUGCUUUUUUUUUUUUGGGAGUAUGAAAUUACUUUACAUCUUGAUUUUAGGUUUGAUGGCAUCCCAACAGUCUUAUAUGGAAAGUUUGAAAAAGAAAAAGACACCAUGUCAAAAGCAUUUUUCAGUGUGCUUAUUUGGCUGUAAUUGUUGAACACAAAGCCUUCUGGAUCCUUUAUUUUUAUAGUUAGUGCUAAUGGACCUCCUGAGUUCCAUGCUACAUAUGUUUAAAAAGCAUGUCUGCUCAGGAGCACUAAGGGUAUAGAUGAUGGAGAUAAACACAAUCUUGAGCUCUUUGGUACUGGUGGGGCAUUGUGAGAAGCAUGGUAACAGAUUAAGGGCUUUAAAGGUAGCAAAAUGUGACUGGGAGAAGUGGCACUUCGCUUGGGGCAGGUCCAGUACAUUAUCCUGUAUUCCACAUUUGCAAAAGAAACUUUCUAACCACCAGUCUGUUAAAGAACAACUCUGGUUUUGACAAAUAUAUUUUUCCCGGCUUAUGGCCACUAGAAACACAAUUUUACUUGUUCAAUAGAAAAUAUCCACAACCGAGUGUCUGCAGAAUUUCCACUCAAACCAGGAGAGUGAGUACUUGCUUACAGUAAACAAACCUCCUUCUGAAGAGGACACACAACACCACGAAUUCGUCCAUCUAUCCAUUUUUUGCUGUUCUUUGGUUAGGACAGUUCCUGGUGCAGGCAUAUAACAAGACACAAACAAGGUGUAAUGUUUGAAUGACCUCUUACACUUAUUUAAGUCAGUGUUUUGUCUGCUAUUUUAUAAAUGUGAUCAACAAAUAAGUACUUUCACUC